AUGUCGGGUGGUUGCACUCACGAAAGGAACACUAGAGAGAAAACGCCACACCCAUUAGCCCACUGGGACGCCAGGUAUUUGAGUAUUCUGGGGUGGUCUUGGAAGGGAGCCCCAGAGCAACGAAAUAAGUGGGACAUUCGCCAUGUCCUCCCCGAACAUGGACAGGAUUCCUUACGUGUUACCUCUCAAUUGACGCAGCUGCACAUCUUCAACAUAAACACUUAUUCCUCAUGCCUAGAUGCUGGAAUAAACACCCCAUCUACGCUUGAAAACGGGAUCCUACCUGGAAUGGCGCCGUGUCACGUUGCAGAAUUGAAUAAAUUAAUACGUAGGCGAUCGCCCUUUUCGGGUGCCAAAACUUCGUCAGUAUCCAGCUCCGAACCAGCUGCUACCUACCUCUCUGAAUAUCUAGUAUUUCCGAGACCAGAUGAUCGCCGGCCUUCAGCAAGUUUAUUCAAGGCUUUAUCAGGACAGAACUUGCCCAUUGUUUCCCGAGAAAUUCAUCGCGCGCGCCGUUGGCUACUGGUGCUGGCCGACGUCUCACGCAUUUUUACAUUCCUCUCUACUCCAGGAUGUCGAAUGAUUCGGUUUGAGAAUACCUUUGCCGGUAGCAGAUCCCGACUGUCCACGUUGAAACUCGCCAUGCCCAUCUUUGCUCCCAUAUAUCUGAGAAAUCACCCCACUUGCCCCACCUCGCUCCCUUACCUACCCUCAGGACUCCGCCAAAAAAAAAUUGUCCUUCGCACCCUUGAUUAUGCGUCUCUCGUUCCUUCCGGUUUCCCUCGUCCUACCCAACUUCUCUCCCAGCUUUCAAAUGGCACGUUUACUAUCUUUGCGCCUACCGACGCUGCUUUCGCAAAUCUGUCUUCAGACGUGGUCAAUAACGUUACCACUCUCGCGGACAUCAUCUCCUACCACUUCGUAGAAGGACUUUUCCAGAAUGUCUCAUUCGUCAACACCUCCGCUAGCGCGAGCGGAAGCAGCAGCAGCGCAUCGGCUUCUUCUACCUCUUCUUCCUCUGCCACAAGUUCUUCAUCUAGCAGCGCUUCCACCGCGACUGCGACCAAUUCCAGCAUUCCGCAACUCUUUGCUGGGGUGUUUCCCAACGUUACGCUUGGCCUUCAGUUGGAAGGAAAUAAGAGCCAGGUGUUAGCUUGGACGAGGAGCGGUGACAACGGAAACGUUACCAUCUUAAAUCAGGUGGCUAACGAUACCUCCAGCGGAAACGUCACCGUCUCGAACGCUACGGUGUUUGAAAAUCUAUUUAUUAACGCCAUAAAUGCCGUCCUCACCCCACCAGGGAACCUCACUAUUGCAGUCGCCGCCGUCAACGCAACAGCGUUCGGGACGCUCAUAUCUUCAGUGCAAGUAGCAGAGCCGAAUGGCACGAAUGUCUCUGCAAUCGAAUUCUUGCAGGGCGCACAAGGUAUUACCAUCUUCGCGCCAAACAACGCCGCCUUCAGCCAGGCGAUCAACUCCUCGAUUGCGUCUAUCAACGCGUCUACCUUAGCGGACCUUAUUUCAAAUCAUUACAUCAACGGUACCACCCUGUAUUCUCCAAUUAUUCAGGACAUUGCCGCCAACUCCUCCGUGUUCAACUCAACCACGUUCAACGCCACUUCCGCAGGCGGGGAGCCCUUCACCUUCGUCACAAACUCCUCUGGUACUUUCGUCAAUGGAGGGAACGGAACUUCGGCACAAAUCGUGCGGCCAGACGUUCUUCUCGAUAAUGGGGUUCUGCACAUUAUUGACCAAGUCCUUUUCAACGAUGCAACAAAUGCGACAGCCGCUUCUGAGGCAUUUAGCGCGGCGUCGUCACUCGCGGCCAUUAGUACGACCGAAACCUUACCUAUCGGUUUUACCUCCAGCUCUGCGACCUCAACGUCGUCUGCUGUCUCAUCGUCCUCCGCGGCGUCCUCAGCCACCUCUUCUUCAUCCACCGUUUCAAGUUCGACGACCUCCACGUCUGCCUCCGCCACUGCUUCAGCGUUCGUCCUCGCUUCAGGCUCUGAAAAAUUUGGGGCCAGCUUCGGAUUAGCCCUCACUUUUGUUCUAAUUGUCGGAUCGGGAGCUUGGUUGUCGGCGUAA
Molecule: messenger RNA, 2088 nt
Organism: Laccaria bicolor S238N-H82
Lineage: Eukaryota; Fungi; Basidiomycota; Agaricomycetes; Agaricales; Hydnangiaceae
Exons: 14
Coding region: 1-2088 (695 amino acids)
Biological process (GO): macroautophagy
Cellular component (GO): fungal-type vacuole membrane
Source: RefSeq, a predicted model, not a curated record